UUCUGGCAGUCGACCUCACAGGGUUAAUCAGCAGCCACGAGGUGCCUCACAUUUAACAAUUACCGCUCAGAGCAACUUCCUUCACCCCUGUUUUCCACGUCUCCAUCUCCGCCUGGAGCCCUCCCACCUCCCCUCCCGUCCUGCCUUUAAUUAGGGUGCUUCUGAUUGGUGGAGACUGUCAGCCAAUCAGCCUCUGGUUGAGGUGGCCCUUGACCCCUCAGGUGGUCUCUGUGUGCCUUUUUGCAUGUGUCAGAGAUGAAGGGCCUUCUUUAAAACCUUGUAGGCUCCCACAGUCAGAGCAGUCUGUCAGAGAGGCUGCGGGAGAGGAACACACACAAAUACACACACUGAUACACACCGAGACCCGACAAGUCGACAGGCCAAGUGGCUUCUUCUGGAUCCUUGGAUCUGCGGACGGACAGGCUGACGUAAAGCUCCCACAGGUAAGAAAGCAGCCAGAUUGGUGUUUAGAACUGUAGUUUCGGAUACUUUCUAGACUUCAGGUUUGACCACUGAAACACACCUGGGUGUGUUUUACAAAGACAAAGACGUCUCUUAACAGCGCAGUUUACCGAUUGAAAUGAUGAGGGGAAGGUUUAUUCCUUUAACAUCUGUGUGUUUGGCGUUGGCAGAAGAGGAGGAGGAGGUCUGGUCAUGGCUGAACGGGGGAGAAGCGGCGUCUCGGGCGUGCUGGUGGCCGCUCUGCUGGCUGCCGUGCUGCUGCCUGAGUUUUUGUCUGCUGGACCAAUUGGACAGAAGACGAAAAGAGACGCGGGCGAGAGCAUCCAGGAGAAGGCGGCUGCCGCGGCGCUGCACAGGAGGCUGAUCCGCAACCGCAGGAACAUCAGCUGGUACAAUCAGCACUCUGACUUCUGGGGCUGGUACAAGUACUUCUCUGACAACGGAAACCAGGAGGCAGUUCAGGAGAUGGAUCGCAUCUACCUGGCCUACCUCCAGAACAAGAACCGAGCAGAGGGGCGUAAAUCUUACAAGGCCUACCUGCGUCACCUUGGGGACAUCUACAAGUCCUGCGCCGACUCCGAGGACCCCAACUGCGUGUCUUCUUACACCGCCAGGCCCAAGCCCAAACCGGAGGCUCCGAAACUCGCACCGGUUAAAACUUGUGACCCCACCAAGGACCCUUACUGCCUGUAUGCUGCUUUGGUCCAGGGAAAGAGCCCCUAUCUGCCCCUCGUGCUCCCAGCUGCUGCUCCGGCCCCAGCACCAGCCAAGACCCCCGCCCCGCUUUACGUCCGCUCUGCCGCUCCCGCCAAGGAGCCGCAGUCCGGGUAUCUCUACUACGCUCCGUCCACGCAGUCCUUCCUUUCAAAGGAGCAGAAGGCCGAGCUUCUGCGCAUCUGCUCUGCAGACGACGUGGAGUGCUUGCAGUACCACCUGAGAGCCGCCUACGGGUACGCUCCCUCCGCCGGGCAGCUCCCUUCAUAUGCCCACCUGGGCUGUGAUCCCAAGAAGGAUCCGUCCUGCAAACCCAAGCUGGUCCAGAAAGCGCCCUCUGGUCUCUACUUGCAGUACCCCAACUGCGACCCGCUGAGGGAUCCCUUCUGUGCCUACUCUGCCUCCCUCCUUGCUUCCCGCGCUCCGAACCCUCCUGCCCCAGCCGGCCCUGGAUCCUGUAACCCUCUCUAUGAGGAUAACUGCAAUCCUCUUACUGCCACCAGAUUUGCCAGCCCUCCCAACUUAUACAAAGGCGAGGAAAAAGAUGAUGCUGCCGCUAUCCGUGCCCCCCCGCCCGCUGCUGAGCAAAACGACCCCUAUGCCAUGUUUAGAGAUGCUUACACUAAUGCUAACAGAGUUACUGAUCCCUACGCUAUGUAUCGCCAGGCCAGCGCCCCUGCCGCCCCCCCGGCUUCCGACCCGUAUGCUUUACUGCGUCAGUUCAUGAACCAGGCUCAGGCCUCCGAUCCGCACGCUCCACGCAUGGAGGCCGCGCCCGAGGCAAACCCCAACGACCCUUUCUCUGCUAUUCGGGAGGCAGCGGCUGCUCUGCACCGCCGAGGCCCUCCGACUCCCAGGCAGCAGCAGCGCCCUUUUUCCAACCCCAGCUACCAAGAGCCACCCCAGGAGGAGCGCCACCCUCUGGGCCCGCCAGGUAAAACCAAGGAGGGCUACGACUGCUUCAUCGGCUACGACCGCGAAUGCUUCCCCGUCAAGCCCAGCGAGCCUCGCUCCGGAGUUCACCGCCGCAUUCCCUACCCCGCCGAAGCCUACGAGCCUCAUCUGAACGCCGACGGCACCCGCAACGGCGUCAUGGAGCCUUCCAACCCGCACUGCGACCCCGAGUAUGACCCCGACUGCCGCCUGCGCCGCUACGACGCCGAGCCGGAACCCCAGCCCGAGCGCCGCCCCGACGAGGACCGCGGCCAGGGGCCGGCAGACCGGGAGCAGCAGGAGCAGGACCCGUACGACGCAGAGCCCUACCAGAGCGGCCAAGAGGAGCCCCACAUGUCCUACCCGCCGCUGUCGCCGGGUAUGCCCAGCCUCCAGGACAUACUCAGACGCUACGGAGACCAGUUCCCCGAGCAGGAUGAUCACAGAGCUUACGCAGAUGACUACCGCAAGAAGUAAACACACGAGCGCAGAAGGCAUGCAGAUGGACAUGAAUACACAGUCUCAUGGGUUAUUGUUGCUUGAACGCCUCUCACAGCGAGCAGCCAGUCCUAGCUGGGCCAGAUAUGGGACACAGUGAAGUCCAUGGACUCGAUGAGCAUGUACGUGCACGUACGUAGCAAUACAGCGCGCUCAGAAACGUUGCUGAAACACUCGGCUUUCUUUGCCUUGGCAAUGCUCUCCACCUUCCACCUCCAACGUCUUCGACGCUCUCAAAUGUGUAAUGACUUCUCAGUCCUCAGCUUCGCUCCUGUAUCUUUGCAUUUCUAAUUUUUUUUUUUCACUUGUU
Messenger RNA from Salarias fasciatus (jewelled blenny), 2917 nucleotides. It is a transcript of the gene and1, whose product is annotated as actinodin1. The record is from RefSeq and is a predicted model, not a curated record. The coding region runs from base 655 to 2586 and encodes 643 amino acids. The transcript has 6 exons. NCBI's taxonomy places the organism in Eukaryota, Metazoa, Chordata, Actinopteri, Blenniiformes, Blenniidae.